Messenger RNA from Setaria italica (foxtail millet), 2572 nucleotides. Its product is annotated as PHD finger protein MALE MEIOCYTE DEATH 1. The transcript has 3 exons. The coding region runs from base 53 to 2185 and encodes 710 amino acids. Lineage: Eukaryota; Viridiplantae; Streptophyta; Magnoliopsida; Poales; Poaceae. The record is from RefSeq and is a predicted model, not a curated record.
AAAACCCCAGAGAGCCCCCCCGAGCAGGAGAGGAGGGCGACCGCGCAGGGCAAUGCCGUCCACGCGCGCACUCCGGCGGCUCGACUUGCGUCGGUCGCCGCCGCCCCGGCCGAGCCCGCAGGCGGCAGUGGCGGCGGCGAAGAAGAAGGAGGAGGCGAGCCCGUGGCCGCCGUCCUCGUCCUCCACCUCCUCGUCUUCUUCCUCGGCGUCCGCGCCCGCCAAGCACCCCGCCGCCUCGUCGGCGGCCGCCGCGCCGAGGGGCGGAUCGGCGGUGCGCGUGUACCCGCUGCGGGACUUCCCGGGCCUGGACGCGGCCGCGCUCGGCGGCGCGUUCCGGGACAACGUGCGGUGGCUGCUCAAGCAGUGGGGCUCCUCCGCGUCGGGCUCCGGGUCGGCGUGGCGCGCGCUGCUCUCGGACGAGCGCACGGGCGCCGUUGUCCCCAUUGUAGCCGUCGAGGAGCUCGCCGCGGCGUCGCCCGCGCCGCUCUGCGACCUCUGCCGCUGCGCCGGCUGGAGCCACCACUGGGUGUCAAAGCGGAAGUACCAUUUCAUCAUUCCGGCAGCAGUCGACUGGGACCAGCCAUUCAGGGCUGAUACGUUGCUUGGGCGCAGUGAUCACCUCCUACAUGGCCUGAUCCAUAGUAAUGGCUUUGGUCACCUUGUCACUCUCCGUGGUUGUGAUGGUGGCUCCAGGUUUCUUUCUGGCCGCCAGAUCAUGGAUAUAUGGGAUCAACUUUGCACUGCUCUCCGUGUUAGGGCCGUAUCUGUGGUGGACUUAACCCAGAAGCAUUCUAUGGACCUCCGCCUACUUCUAGGAGUGGCAAAUGGUGAGACAUGGUUCACUCGCUGGGGGUAUUGCCUUGCCAAGGGAUGCUUCAGUGUGUCUACGUCCACUUAUGCUGCUGCACUUGAAGCCCUUGCUGCCCUGCCUGUUGAUUAUCUCCGCAGCCGUCAUGUCCGUCGUGUGGUCACCAUCUACCGCCGCCUCUCCAACAAGCCUCUGGCCACUGUCCGUGAGUUCCUCCGCUGCCUCCUUGAUUGGAAGCACCGUGAGGCCCCACUUUUGUCACCUUCUGUGAAGACAUCCCCACGGCUGACGUUCUUGCUGCCAAAGUCAUGUGUCGUGAAGAGGCUGAGGCAGCCAUGCCAGCGCUUUGAGGAUGUUGUUGACCUGCUCGAGUGUCGGUGGUCAAAGAAACGGCUGCUCAAUGCUGCAGAGGUCGUUGUUGAUAAGCUGCGGGAGCAUGCCAAUGGCACAAAGAUUACACGACAGGCUGUGCGAGAUGCUGCCAGGGGUGCCAUCGGUGACACAGGUCUGCUUGACUUUGUCAUCAAGUCCCUUAAUGACACUGUUGUUGGUAACCAUAUUGUGCGUCGUGUGCCUGACCCUGAGAAUCGCGUGCUUCACUUCAGCCUUGAGGAAUACGCAGAGCCUGAGCCUGAACCACAGCUAGAGCCUGAGCUAGAGCCAGAGCCAGUGGAACUUGAUGCAGAGCGCACACCUCCUGCGGUCCGAUGGCCAAGCACGUCAGAGGCAGAGCGGGAUCUGCGUGCUGUGUACCGGGCAAUGGUGGAGGCACGCAGUGAGGCAGCACAGGCUGUGCUUGACUGCAAGCACUGGGUGAAAUGGUGGGGCCUGGGGGAUGAGUCUGAUGACCAGUUAAGGUUCCUUGUUGAGUGGCGACCGCGGCCGUGGGAGGCUAAUGAACUUACAAGGCCAAUGCCACCAGGGGAUAUUGUGGUAGUACCACUCCAUGCGUCCAUAGGUGAGCUUCUUGUCGAGGCAGAGCAUGCGCUGCGGGACACAUACUGCUUCUUUGAUGGAUUCAAGGCUGAGUCACUGGAUGGCAUUGCUGGGGAGAAGUGGGAUCCGGUGAUGCUUGGUGGAGCAGAGUCUGGUGACACGAUCAGUGUGCAUGGCCAUGGAGUGGACAUGGAGACUGGGCUGCGUUGCCAGGGAGGUGUAGAUGCAUGGGAGGUCCAGUGUGUCUGUGGUGCACAGGAUGAUGACGGGGAACGCAUGGUGGCAUGCGAUGCAUGCAAUGUCUGGCACCACACACGCUGUGUCGGUAUUGCGGAUGGUGUGCCCGUGCCACCAUUAUUUCUCUGCAUGUCCUGCGGUGGCGCGCUCAUGGCUGCUGGACCGAUCCUGGAUGAGGCACUAAUGGUACCUAAAGUGAAGUGACAAUUCUUUCGCCCCUUUCUUAGUUCUUACAUGCUUUGGUUCAUAUGUUUUACGGUGGUGAUCUGACAAGGUAAACCAGUUCAGAAAAACUGUGAGAUCCUUUUGUAAAGUGUGUUGGUGUAGAAGUAUGUAGUUAGUGUAGUGCUGAUGCAGUAAUACUGGAUGUUAUCUGUAGAGAAUUAGUAGGGGAGAACAGGAUUAGACAGUGGGAAAAGGAAGUCCUAUCCAUGUCGUUAGCAAUCCGACUGGAAAUUUUGUACCUCAUACAUUAGAGGCUAUGGUGAUGUAAAUAGCUGUUCUGUGAUUGCACCUUUCUACUGUCUCUGAAUCUUGGCUAUGAAGUUAAACAUCUUGUUCACUGUGUUUUCAUGGUGGCUAACAGCCUAA